AUGUCCUUAAGAAUAUCUACAUGUAUUAUUUUCCUUGCUUUUCUGUUUUCACCAUUUCAUUGUGAAGAAUGGAUAAGUGUUGGUUUUUGGUUUCCAGGCAUUCCCAUUUCUGAAAUUGAAUCCACACUCUUUACUCACCUCGUAUUCUGCUUUGUUUCCAUAAACACUUCAUCUUUUGAGACCUCUCUCUCCCCAUACAUUUCUAGCUUCUCUAACACAGUCAAAGCAAAGAACCCAUCCAUCAAAACACUUCUCUCAAUCCGGGGACAGGAAGGUUAUAACUUGAUGGUGAGAGAUGCUUCUUUCAGGCAAAUCUUCAUCCAAUCUUCGUUCAACGUGGCCAAGACAUAUGGGUUCGAUGGCCUCGACUUUUAUUGGGACAAUCAAUCUGUAACACAGCUUGACAUGAACGGUAUGGCAACAUUCUUACAAGAGUGGCGAAAAGCUGCAAAUGAUAUCAAUCCAGAGCUGAUCUUAACUGCAACUGUUCGAUAUUCACCGAACUAUACUGAAUCUAUUAUGUAUCCUAUCGAGUCAAUGGAAGCAAACUUGAACUGGGUACAUGUCAAAACAUUUGAUUAUAGUACUCCUUCUUCGAGCUCCAAGAUCACUGCCGCACCAUCAGCUUUGCACGAUCCUUCAAAUGGGCUAGACACAGAGCAUUUUAUACGUCAAUGGAUUGAUAAGGGGUUGCCAAAAUCCAGAGUGGUUAUGGGGUUGGCUUUGUAUGGAUUUGCAUGGAAUCUUACUGAUCCAGACAAAGAUAAUGCCAAUGGGAUAGGUACAUCAGCAAAUGGGGUAGGAGAAACUCCACAUGAGUGGACGGGGAUGAUAACAUACAAGGAAAUCAAAGCUAGGAUUCAGUCCUCUGCAGGUGAUGUACAGUAUAAUGCUACUUAUGUUGUCAACUACUGGUCGCAGGGAUCGACAUGGAUAGGUUUCGACGAUGUUGAGGCUGUAAGAGAAAUGGUGUCUUUUGCCAAGAGAAACAAGUUGCUUGGUUACUUCUUGUGGCAAAUUUCCAAUGAUGACAAUUGGCAGCUUUCCCUCGCAGGUCAUUUUUCUCAUAUUCUACUUGCAAAUACGCUUUUAUUUUUCUAG
Messenger RNA from Prosopis cineraria, 1101 nucleotides. RefSeq names its product class V chitinase-like. The record is from RefSeq and is a predicted model, not a curated record. The transcript has a single exon. Lineage: Eukaryota; Viridiplantae; Streptophyta; Magnoliopsida; Fabales; Fabaceae. Gene Ontology annotation, cellular component: extracellular region. Gene Ontology annotation, biological process: chitin catabolic process; carbohydrate metabolic process. The coding region runs from base 1 to 1101 and encodes 366 amino acids. Gene Ontology annotation, molecular function: chitin binding; chitinase activity.